Molecule: messenger RNA, 1912 nt
Organism: Mus musculus (house mouse)
Lineage: Eukaryota; Metazoa; Chordata; Mammalia; Rodentia; Muridae
Gene: Mdfi
Product: MyoD family inhibitor
Exons: 4
Coding region: 386-1141 (251 amino acids)
Biological process (GO): regulation of gene expression; maintenance of protein location in cell
Cellular component (GO): cytoplasm; nucleus
Molecular function (GO): protein sequestering activity; identical protein binding
Source: RefSeq, a predicted model, not a curated record
GAGACUGGGGAGCUGCUUUUGAAGGCAGGUGAGGCCCGGCCUACCGGCUCAGGUAAGCCGGGAAGAAUGCAGCAGCCGCCAAACCCUCCCGCGGGCGCGUCGCAGUGACUCAGCCGCUACCAGGAAGGAGGAGUGCUCCCAAACUCUGCGACGCCCCCAGACAGCAGCCUGACCUCCGAGGCUCUAGGGCGCCAAGUCUCCCGCAGCGAGCAUCUAGACGUCCAGGGCGGGACUCCCUCCCGUCCCACUUUCCCCCCAGCGCAGCCACCCCUGCCUAUCCCCGGAACGUGGCCGAGGGCGGUGAGAGAGCUGCGGGCGCCGUGGGGGCCACGCGGGUCCCGGCCCCGACGGCGCCCAGAAGACCUACAAGAGCUGUCCCAGGCCGAUGUCCCAGGUGAGCGGUCAGUGCCCUUCUCGCUGCGACGCGCCUCAUGGAGUCCCCAGCGCUGCCCUGGACCCAGCCCAGACCAUGUCCCUCCUCCCUGGGCUGGAGGUAGCAAGAUCCACUCACCCUGUAGAGGCAUCUUCUGAAGAGGGCUUCCCGGAGGAGGCGGCACCCUCCAUGCCCCAUGACAGUGGUCUCCGGGCUCAGCAGGCUCUGAACAGCAUUGACCUCGAUGUCCCCACAGAAGCUGUGACGUGCCAGCCUCAAGGGAACCCCCAAGGCUGCACCCCACUACUGCCAAAUGGCUCCAGCCACGACCACCUCUCAGAACCGGGCAGUGCAGGGCAUGCGGGGAACGGUGCUCUGGGCGGGUCCAAGGCCCACCGGAAGUUGCAGACGCAUCCAUCUCUGGGCAGCCAGGCUGGAAGGAAAAGCAGAGGCAGCGCCCGGUCAGCCUCACAGGUCCCUCUCCAGGCACAGGAAGGUAAGGCCCCUGCUGUCCGCAUCCACAGACAGACAGCAUCACCAACUUGCUGCUUAAGAAAUGCACAACUCAGUGGAACAGCACUUAGGAGCCUGAGGCUGGAGAGUCAAGGCCAUCGUGAGCUAAAUAACAAGACCCUGUCGCAAAGCAAUAACAAGAAACCAGGUGUGGCGGCGCACGCAGCUAUAAUCCCAGCACUCACGAGGCCCAAGCAGAAUUGCCACGACCCGAGUUUGCUCCCUGGUACCCACGGGGUGGGAAAAGAGUUCUAACUCCAAUAAGUUGUCCUCUGACCUCCACAUAUAUGUGGGAUGGUGUCUUAGCAGUUCAAUAGCUGAAACAAAAACACCAUGACUAAAAAGCACGUUGGGGAAGAAAAGGUUUAUUUGGCUUACACUUCCAGAUCACAGCCCAUCAUCAAAGGAAGUCAGGACAGGAACCCAAGCAAUGCAGGCUCCUGGAGGCAGGAGCUGACGCAGAGGCCAUGGAGGAGUGCUGCUUGCUGGUCUGCUUCGCAUGACUUGCUCAGCCAGCUUUUUUAUAGAACUCAGGACCACCAGCCCAGGGGUGGCCCCACCCACAAUGGGCGGGACCCUUCCCCAUUCUCCACUAAUUGAGAAAAUACCCUACAACUGGAUCUCAUGGAGGCAUUUCCCCAACUGAGGCUCCUUCCUCUCUGAUGACUCUGGCUUGUGUCAAAUUGACACACAAACCAGCCAGUACAUGUGUAUAGAAAGGUAGGCCUCCAGCCCCAGUGAAUCAUUCAGGGACCAUGGGGAAAAAACCGCUAGAGGCGAAGCAGAAGCUAAGGUGAAAGGUAACGGAGAAGACUCAGUGUGAGCCUGGACCCCUUGGACCUUGCUAUCCCAUUCCACUUAGUAAACCAUGCAAAGUUCGUCUGGGCUGAUCCAGAGUAAGCUACCUUAUUUCCAGAAUCAGAAAUUUUCCACAAGGGGGUUGUGGGGUGUGUGCUUAACAUGUGAUGGCUUUCUAUCCCCAGAACCAAAAAUAAAAAAUAAAAAAUAAAUGUUUUUGGAGUGGAC